AUGGAAGGACUUGGGUUAGGACUCGCGGUGGUGACCACAUUCAAAGAGCUCUACCUUAUCUCGAAAUUCAUCCAUCGGGUCAUCGUAUCCGUACGGAACAGCAAGGCUGAGCGGCAGGAGCGAGAACAGGAGUUUUACCUCGAGCUCUUGUAUCUGCAAAGUUUCGGGCAUCUGAUCAUUACGAAUGAUGGGAUCAUGAAGGAAGGCCCCUUGAAUACUCAAUGGCUACAAGAAGUCUAUUCGAUCCUGGAGAGGCUUCGCCUGCAAUGUGGCGAUUAUGCGAAACUCGCUCUGGCCCAAGAUGUCGAUUAUCAAACCUAUUCUCCAUACCUCCACAAUUCCACCGCGACGUCGAAGCUCAUAGAAUUCCCACUUGAGAUCCCUGUGGAGGACAUCUCCAAUGCCGGGCCGUUGAACUUCCAUCUCAAUGGACGGAAGAAAUUUGGCUUUGCAUGGCUCAUGCCGUCACGGUCGACAACAAACUGGGAAUCAUGGAAAUGGGCAUUGUUCGAGCGGCGUAGGUUUGAAAGGUUCCUUCAGGAGUUUAGAAAGUGGACAUCAAAGAUCAAGGAGCUUGUACCUCUGAUGUUGGCACUGCACCCUCGCUACGAUAGCUCGGCCGCGUUGGAAAGUCUCAUCUCCAAUGAGCAUUCCAACCGCCUGGGCAUGGCACCUCAUGCCCGCCUACGCAAACUGACCAUCGAGCCCGCCGUUGAUCAAACAAAUUUCUUCCUCGAAAAUGCCUCGCUGGAUGCCCAUUUGGACCGUGAAUGUCUGAUUAUGGCAACUCUCUCGAGCACUUCGUCUCCAUCAGGCGAGAAGCCGGAACCGGUACUGGUUGAAUAUAAGAAAUAUGGAGAAGAUAAUGCGGAUGCAAGGCCCGAUACGGUAACCGCAGACCGCGUCCAACAGCUAGCCAGCCUACUGUCGUCGGCGGGAAAAGACGACCUCCGCACUCUUAACUUUCGUGGCAUCAUUGAUCAGCCGCAGCAAAGUCGCUAUGCGUUCAUCUUCAAUUUCCCUAUCAAGGCGGCUGACUUGGAGCCAAUUUCGUUGUACGCGCUGAUGGACUCCACCGCGGGUUCAAUUUCACGACUGACAUUGCCUCAACGAUUCCGGGUCGCCCAAGAUGUGACGCGAGCAAUAUCGGCAUUUCAUGUUGACGGGUGGGUCCACAAAUCGAUCCGGAGUCAGUCGAUUAUCUUUUUCCAAGACAAAGCUGCUCCCUCAUCUCGACUCUACGCCGAUCCAUUCCUGGUUGACUUUGAAUUCGCACGACCCCAGACAGCGGAAACGCAAUACACUUUCGACAACAUCCUGGAGAAAAACCUCUAUCGACAUCCAGAUCGACAAGGCCCACCUACCGUCAGCUUCCGGAAGAUGCAUGACAUUUAUAGCCUCGGUGUGGUGCUGCUGGAAAUUGGACUCUGGCAAACGGCCAUGAGUAUCCACCAGAAUGCGACGAGGAAACUCAAGGCCGGUGUCACGAUGAACCCGCGUGCGAUGCAGAAUCUCUACCUGGAGAUAGCGAAGCGGCGACUGCCGCAUCACAUGGGCCCGGCCUAUCGGGAUGCCGUGGUGAAAUGCCUCUCUUGUGAGGCUACCGAUGAUGAUAGUCGUCUAGCGAUUAUUUUCUAUGAGGAAGUUGUGCAGAAUAUUGACCCGACUAAGCUUCAGUAG
Penicillium canariense is the source of this 1680-nucleotide messenger RNA. RefSeq lists its product as uncharacterized. The record is from RefSeq and is a predicted model, not a curated record. Gene Ontology annotation, molecular function: protein kinase activity; ATP binding. Gene Ontology annotation, biological process: protein phosphorylation. The coding region runs from base 1 to 1680 and encodes 559 amino acids. Lineage: Eukaryota; Fungi; Ascomycota; Eurotiomycetes; Eurotiales; Aspergillaceae. The transcript is spliced from 2 exons.